Messenger RNA from Balaenoptera ricei (Rice's whale), 2450 nucleotides. It is a transcript of the gene STAC2, whose product is annotated as SH3 and cysteine rich domain 2. The coding region runs from base 191 to 1420 and encodes 409 amino acids. Lineage: Eukaryota; Metazoa; Chordata; Mammalia; Artiodactyla; Balaenopteridae. Gene Ontology annotation, cellular component: extrinsic component of cytoplasmic side of plasma membrane. The transcript is spliced from 12 exons. The record is from RefSeq and is a predicted model, not a curated record. Gene Ontology annotation, biological process: positive regulation of protein localization to plasma membrane; positive regulation of voltage-gated calcium channel activity; skeletal muscle contraction. Gene Ontology annotation, molecular function: protein binding.
CUGCCGGACACUGACAGCUCCAUCGCUCCCUCCCUCGGCUCAUCCCCGAGUGCCCACUUCCCUCCUCCCCUCGCUCGGAGCAGCAUCCUUGGUCCUCACUCCUGGGGUCGUCCUGCUCCCGCGGCUCCGUCCUGCCUCCAGCCGGGCUGCCGUCGGGUCUCGGCACCCUCUCGUCCCCUCUCGCCUAACCAUGACCGAAAUGAGCGAGAAGGAGAACGAACCGGAUGACGCGACCACCCACACCCCCCCGGGGACCGUCUCUGCCCUCCAGGAAACCAAGCUCCAGAGGUUCAAGCGCUCACUUUCCCUCAAGAACAUCCUCCGAAGUAAGAGCAUGGAGAACUUCUUCUUUCGCUCGGGGUCUGAGCUCAAAUGCCCCACCGAGGUGCUGCUGACGCCCCCGACCCCGCUGCCGCCUCCCUCCCCACCACCAGCAUCUGCAGACAGGGGCCUACCCACCCCAGCCCUGUCCCCCUGCCCGACCCCACGCCCCCUGGCACCACUCAAACCAGUGAGGCUGCACAGCUUCCAGGAACACGUCUUCAAGCGAGCCAGCCCCUGUGAGCUGUGCCACCAGUUCAUUGUGGGAAACUCCAAGCAGGGUUUGCGGUGUAAGACAUGCAAAGUCAGCGUCCACCUCUGGUGCUCCGAGGAGAUCUCCCACCAGCAAUGCCCAGGCAAGACGUCCUCCUCCUUCCGCCGCAACUUCAGCUCCCCACUCCUGGUGCAUGAGCCGCCACCAGCCUGUGCCAUGAGCAAGGAGUCCCCACCCACUGUAGGGGCCAGCGGGAAGGUGGACCCCGUCUAUGAGACCCUGCGCUAUGGAACCUCCUUGGCCCUGAUGAACCGCUCCAGCUUCAGCAGCAACUCUGAGUCCCCCACACGGAGCUUGAGCGAGCGGGAUGAGCUGAUUGAGGACGGGGAAGGCAGCAUCCGCAGCUCAGAGGAGGGCCCUGGCGACAGCGUAUUCACAGCCCCGGCCGAGAGCGACGGGUCAGGACCAGAGGAGAAGAGCCCUGGACAGCAGGCCCCCAGGCCCCUUCUACGGAAGGAUGUGGGGCCCAUGUACUCCUACGUCGCGCUCUACAAGUUUCUGCCCCAGGAAAACAACGACCUGGCUUUGCAGCCUGGAGACCGGAUCAUGCUGGUGGAUGACUCUAACGAGGACUGGUGGAAGGGCAAGAUCGGCGACCAGGUUGGCUUCUUCCCAGCCAAUUUUGUGCAGCGGGUGAGGCCAGGCGAGAACGUUUGGCGCUGCUGCCAACCCUUCUCCGGGAACAAGGAACAGGGCUACAUGAGCCUCAAGGAGAGCCAGAUCUGUGUGGGCGUGGGCAGGAGCAAGGAUGCUGAUGGCUUCAUCCGCGUCAGCAGCGGCAAGAAGCGGGGUCUGGUGCCAGCCAACGUCCUGACCGAGAUCUGAGAAGAGCCAAGAGAACCCAGAAGCCACCCCUGCCUGUGCCCGGCCCUUGCUUCUGGCCCCAGGAGGGGAGCAGGCAUCUGCCCACAAUCUCUCUCCCUCUGCCCUUCUCCUAGGGGCCAGUCACCAUGGCUUGGGAGGCUUCUGCCCUGAGGAGGGUUUUAUUUCAUGGGUCCUGGGGUGCCCUGAGGAGGCUGCUCUGAGACUUGGAGGUGGGGAGGAGGAGAAAGUGGGAGGGGAUGGGAAAGCUCCAGGUGGGUCCCCCUGGUGCCCAGGCACUCCCAAAGCCAGUUGCCAUGCUGAGUCCAGCCCUGAGAGGAAGUUCCUGGGGAACUUCCCUGCUGUCUCUUCCAGAGACCUUCCCCUGCCCACAGCAUCUUUGCCUGCCUGACAGCGCCCCUCUCCUCACAGAGCCUCUGCUUGGGUCUUUGUGUGUGUGCCCCUGCAGCUGCCCCUUUGGAAGUGGGGCCUUGGGAAGGUGCCUUCCCGGGUCCCUUAGCCCCAGCUCUGGGUAGGGAGGGAAUUCAGGGCUGCAGGAGGAUCCUGGUCUCACCACCUCUGUCACUCCAUCAAUUCUCAGGAAAGUUCUGCGGUUAUCUCUCCCAUUACUUGAAACCUGGGUGGACAGAGGAGGGGAGGGCUGAGGUCUGGGGAAGUUGUGGUAAAUCAGAGACUGUCCCCUCGAGUAGCACAGUCACCGCAGGGCAGCCUCAUCCCACCCUUGUGCACCGGGAAAGGGCACCCAAGAGCGGCCUGGACACAGAAACCCGAUCAAGAACAAAAGACUGGCCCACGCCUGCUCAGAAUAACCCCCAGUUCAGUGUCAGGACUCUAAAAGCUCAGUUCCUGCCCCAGGCCUCUCCAGGCCCACCCCAGGAGCCCAACCUUCAGGGGUUACCCCGCAGUGACCCUCCCUCACCCCCUCUCUCCAGGCUCUGCAGGGGACAGGGCUGCCGUUGCAGGGGUCCCUUUUCUGGUUGCAUCUGCUCCCUUGUCCAGGACACAGAGCCCUGGGAGGAAGAGGGAGUGGGAG